This is a messenger RNA of Aureobasidium musti, 574 nucleotides long. NCBI's taxonomy places the organism in Eukaryota, Fungi, Ascomycota, Dothideomycetes, Dothideales, Saccotheciaceae. The record is from the annotation of a GenBank genome assembly.
GAGGUUGCAAGCUGUAUGGAUGCAAGUGCCCUCGGCAACAUCCGACCCUGCUGCUUUCCACCUUGAAGACAGACCACGAACACAGCGCCGAACCUACCUUUACACCACAACCGGCAAAACACAAACCACUCUUACAAUGGCUGAACCACGCAUGCGCCUGCGACAAAGGGCCAACAGUUCUCCAACCCCGAACCUUCACCACANNGUCGCUGGCCUCCUCGAAGCAUUCGGCGACACCCAACCACUCCCAGCCACCCUCACAACUCUCGACGAAAUAAUUACAGACUUCAUCAUCGAAACCUGCCACAGCGCCGCCAUCUGCGCAUCCUACUCUCGCCGCCAAAAGAUCAAAGUCGACGACUUCAAAUGGGUUCUGCGCAGGGAUGCAAAGAAACUGGGCAGAGUGACGGAAAUCUUCUUCGCUGAGAAAAUUCUCAAGGACAACAGAAAGGCUUUCGAUAUUGGUACCGGAGAAGGCUUGGUGCAAGGCAAGAAGGGUGCGGUCAAGGAACUAGGCGUCGAAGAGGAACUCGAGGAAGGUGGCAGGAAGAGAAAGAAGAGAAAGACAGAAGCU